UCUAGCUGCGGGGCCCUCGCGAGGGUGAUGGAUUUUGAGAAUCUUUUCUCCAAACCCCCCAACCCGGCCCUGGGUAAAAAACCGACCACGGACUUUGAUGAAAGAAUCGAUGAUGGAAUAGAUGAUACAGAAGUUGAAGAAACACAAGAAGAAAAAAUAAAAUGGGAAGUAAAACUGGAAUGUGAGCAAAUACCCAAAAAAUUUAGGCACUUUGGGAAUUCUACAACAUCACCGAAGAAUUUGCAAUAUAGAAAAUCAAGAAGUAAGGACUAUGAUGUAUAUAGUGAUAAUGAUAUCUGCAGUCAGGAAUCAGAAGAUAAUUUUGCUAAAGAGCUUCAGCAGUAUAUACAAGCUAAAGAAAUGGCAAAUGCUGCUCAAUCCUUACCAUUUCCUGAAGAAUCAGUGAAGAAAGAGGGAGUGAAGGAUACCCAAAAAGCUGUUAAACAAAAAAAUAAAAAACUUAAAGCUGUUCAGAAAAAUGGUAAACAGAAGAAAAUGAAGCGAAAAUGGGCUGGCACCGGACAGAAAGGAUCGAACGCUUCACUGCGGAACAGUGGCUCGCAGGAACAGGGUGAUAAACCUAAAGAGAAGCAGCAGCGUGUGAGAAUGAGUCAGGGAUUCAUCAACCAACAUACAGUGGAACGCAAGGGGAAACAAAUUUGUAAAUAUUUUCUUGAAAGGAAAUGUAUUAAGGGAGACCAGUGUAAAUUUGAUCAUGAUGCAGAGAUAGAGAAGAAAAAGGAAAUGUGUAAAUUUUAUGUACAAGGAUAUUGUACCAGAGGUGAAAACUGUCUGUAUUUGCAUAAUGAAUAUCCUUGCAAGUUUUACCAUACAGGAACAAAAUGUUAUCAGGGUGAAUAUUGCAAGUUUUCACAUUCUCCACUGACUCCUGAUACACAAGAAUUGUUGGCCAAAGUUUUGGAUACUGAAAAGAAGUCAUCAUGAAAAUAAAAGGCAUAAAAAAGUUUUGUAUAGAUGAAGAAUGCUUAUGCCUACGCCUGUUCAAGACUGUUGAUUUGGAGUGGUUUACAAGAGUCCUCAUUUAAAGCGCCCUCUUGUGUCAUUAUGAUGUUGUGCAUCUUCUUUAAUGGAUGGUGCGGAGGGGACAGAAUCUAGUGUACAA
Messenger RNA from Neomonachus schauinslandi (Hawaiian monk seal), 1123 nucleotides. RefSeq names its product zinc finger CCCH-type containing 8 (gene ZC3H8). Bases 28 to 945 code for a protein of 305 amino acids. Lineage: Eukaryota; Metazoa; Chordata; Mammalia; Carnivora; Phocidae. Gene Ontology annotation, molecular function: RNA binding; metal ion binding. Gene Ontology annotation, cellular component: nucleus. The record is from RefSeq and is a predicted model, not a curated record. The transcript is spliced from 9 exons. Gene Ontology annotation, biological process: negative regulation of DNA-templated transcription.